Messenger RNA from Arachis ipaensis, 3513 nucleotides. Lineage: Eukaryota; Viridiplantae; Streptophyta; Magnoliopsida; Fabales; Fabaceae. The record is from RefSeq and is a predicted model, not a curated record.
UUUUCUAUUUACCUUUGUUAGAGAUUAGUUACCUUAUUUCCUAGUCUUUGAUGUUUGAUGCUUAUAUAUUUUUAAUUUAUUCAUUUUAAUUAGGAUAUAAAAUAUCUAUAAAAGGAUCAUGGACAAUUCUAGAAAUAGGAGAUGGAUGCAAUGUGAUACAAUUAGUGAAGAGUAUCUAGAGGGAUUAGAAAAGUUUUUAGAUCAUGCCUUUCAUCAUAGUAAUGGAGAAUCAAUUGCUUGUCCUUGUAAGAAAUGUGUGUUACACUAUUUAGUGGAUCGGACAAUGGCCUAUGAUCACCUUGUGGUUAAUGGUAUUAUGCCAUCAUAUGACACUUGGUUUUAUCAUGGAGAAUUAUUAAACUCACCUACUCCUAUUGGAGAAACUAAUUGUAUAGAAAAAACUUUUAGGGGUGAUGAGAUGGUAGGAAUGAUAGAGGAUGUUUAUAAUGGCUUUACCCAGAGCAUAGAUAAUGACCCUUUAGAAAGUGGUGACGAGGAGCCAAACUUGGAGGAGCCAAAUUUUGGAGCCAAACAUGCGUCAAAAAAUGAAUCUCAUCCAGAAGUGGAAAUAUUUGACAAGUUACUAAAAGAUGCAGAUGAAGAAUUAUAUCCUGGAUGCAAGAAAUUCAGCAAGCUUUCUUUUCUAUUGCAACUUUACCAUCUAAAGCAAUUAUUCAAAUGGAGCAAUGAGUCUUUUGAUGCGUUGCUAGGAUUAUUAAAAGAAGUAUUACCCGAUGGUGAGAAGCUACCUAGUUCUUAUUAUAAUACUAAAAAGAUGGUCAAGGGAUUGCGCUUGAAGUAUGAAAUGAUCCAUGCUUGUCCCAACGAUUGUAUGCUUUUUAGGAAUGAAUUGGCUAAUAAGAACAUCAACAAAUGCUCAGUUUGUGGAGCUUCUAGGUGGAAAAACAAUAAGAAAAAAAUUUCUGCUAAGGUUCUAAGGUAUUUUCCCCUUAAGUCAAGGUUGCAGAGACUGUUUAUGUCUUCAAAAACUUCUAAAUUGAUGAGAUGGCAUCAUGACGAACGCAAUAAAGAUGGGACUUUGCGACAUCCUGCAGAUUCUGAAGCGUGGAAAAGUUUUGACAAUUCUCAUGAAGAAUUUUCUAAAGAUCCUCGCAAUGUUCGUUUAGGAUUAGCUGCUGAUGGAUUUAAUCCAUAUAGUAAAAUGCAAAGUAAACAUAGCACAUGGCCAGUGAUUUUAAUGCCAUAUAACCUUCCACCAUGGUUGUGCAUGAAGCAAGAGUUUUUUAUUUUGUCGUUACUCAUUCCUGGACCAACAGCGCCUGGAAAUAAUAUUGAUGUUUUCUUGCAACCUUUGAUAGAAGAGUUAAAGGAAUUAUGGGAUGUUGGGGUGAAAACCUAUGAUGUCUUUGAUAAGAAGACAUUCAAUAUGAAAGUAGCGCUCAUGUGGACAAUAAAUGAUUUUCCAGCAUAUGGUAACUUAUCUGGUUGGUGCACUUAUGGUGAAUUUGCUUGCCCUUCUUGCAAUAUAGACACUCAUUCUAUAAGGCUCACAAAAGUCAAAAGUAUUGCUACAUGGGUCAUCGACGCUUCUUGAAGUCUAAUCAUAAAUAUCGAAAUGAUGCAAGGUCUUUCGAUGGGACUAAAGAAUCAAGAGUUGCGCUUGGUCCAAUAUCAGGUUCAUUAGUUUUGAAUCAAACUAGAGGCAUAAAUUUUUCUCUUGGUAAGCUUGGUGAAGAUGUUAGUGGGGUGAUAAAAAAUACAUGGAGAAAGAGGAGCAUUUUUUUCAAUCUCCCUUAUUGGGAAACAAAUUUGGUGCGACAUAACCUUGACGUGAUGCACAUAGAAAAAAAUGUGUGUGAUAACUUGAUAUAUACAUUGUUAGGUCUGGGUAAAAAGUCGAAAGAUAACUUGAAGGCUCGGUUGGACUUGAAAGAGAUGAAUAUAAGACCUAGCUUAUGGCCUCAACAACGAGCUAAUGGAAAGACAUUUCUCCCUCCUUCUUAUUUCUCAAUGUCUUCUGCUGAAAAGAAGUUGUUUUAUGAAGUACUAGAAAAUGUUAAGCUUCCACAUGGCUAUGCAUCUAAUGUCUCUCGUUGCAUUCGGAAACAGAAAAUAUCAGGGCUAAAAUCUCAUGAUUGCCAUGUUAUAAUGCAAGAACUUCUUCCACUUGCCUUACGAGGAACAGUAGAUAAAAAGAUGAGCUCUGUUUUGAUCGAAUUGUGCACAUUCUUUCGAGGGAUAUGCAGUAAAAAUCUUGAAGUGGAAAAAUUAACACUACUUGAGGAGAAGAUUGUCUUAAUAUUGUGUGACAUGGAGAAGCUCUUCCUCCCAUCAUUUUUCACAAUUAUGGUGCAUUUGGUUAUUCAUUUAGCAACUGAAGCUAAAAUUGCAGGUCCAGUCCAAUAUCGCUAGAUGUAUCCAAUAGAAAGGUAUUUAUGCACUUUAAAAUCAUAUGUUCGAAAUCAAGCAUGUCCAGAAGGUUCUAUAACAGAGGGAUAUAUUUCAAAUGAGUGUUUGGCAUUUUGCUCACUAUAUAUGGAAGGUGGGGAUUCAAGAUUUUAUUGGUCAACAAAAAAUAAAAUGGAGAUUGAGCAUGAGGCUGAUCAAGAAGAAUGCCUUUUUCCUUCUAUUGGGAAACCAUUUGGCAAAGAAGAAGCAUUUUUAAUGGAUGAUAAAACAUGGUUGCAAACCCAUCGAUAUGUGCUCUUCAAUUGUGCUUCUAAAGUGGUUGAAGAUUAUAGAAAUGAACAUAUUAGUGAGAUCAAGAGAACACAUCGCAAGCGUCGCCUUUCUCCACAUCAACUUGAUCGCUUGCAUUUUAAUUCAUUUCAUGAAUGGUUCAAGGAUGAAAUUAACAAGUUGGAUAUCACAUUUGGUACCCAAGGUGAUAUAAGAACCCUUUCACGAGGUCCAAGUUACAUUGCAAGACGAUUCAAAGGUUUUGAUUUGAACAAUGGGUAUCGAUUUCGAACAAAGAAGCAUGAAGAGUCCAAGGCAACACAAGAUUUAGGUGUCAUGGUUGUGUCAAAGGUGAUUAGCUAUGCAAGUGCAAGUGACAAUGCUCCCAAGUCGGGAAACAUCAAUUAUUAUGAAAGAUUGACUGAUAUUAUAGAGUUAAAUUACUUUGAAGAAUUUAAGGUUGUCUUAUUUAAAUGUGAUUGGGUUGACAUAACCAAAGGUAGAGGAGUUAAGAAAGAUGACUUGGGUUUCACACUAAUGAACUUUUCACACUUAAUACAUACCAGUGAUCAAGAGAGUGAUGAACCUUUCGUAUUUGCAAACCAAGCUCAACAAGUGAUAUUUGUGAAAGAUCCUCAUGAUCAUGAAUGGUUUAUCCUUAGGCUAAUUAGUCCUCGAGACAUAUAUAAUAUGGAAGAAAAGAAAAUCAUGCAGUUUGAGCAAUUAAUACAAAAUGAUAAUGGUGACUUAACUUUGUUAGAGGAAAUUUGUCACUUUGAGGAUGGGAAUAAUGAUUGGGUUAGAAGUGGGGUUAAUGGUAUAGUAAUUGAUCAUGGACAUUCACCAAAUCAAACUGAUGACAAUUCUGAGUAA